Molecule: messenger RNA, 1255 nt
Organism: Magnolia sinica
Lineage: Eukaryota; Viridiplantae; Streptophyta; Magnoliopsida; Magnoliales; Magnoliaceae
Product: probable E3 ubiquitin-protein ligase RHY1A
Exons: 3
Coding region: 140-1006 (288 amino acids)
Source: RefSeq, a predicted model, not a curated record
AACUCUUUCCGUCUCUUCCAAGACAAAGGCAAAGGAAGGUCCGUGCUACCUUCAUUUCCAUUUCCUUUUCAUUUCCCCCCUCUAUCUAUAAAAGUAGGCCCUUUUCUUUCUGUAUAAUUACAAAGGAAACCUCGGUUGCAUGACGAGCGCUUCGGAGCUUUUCCACACGAGGAGAUCUCGUAUCGGCCGAAACACUGAACUAGGGUUUGGCCCGUCUAUAGAUCGCGUCCCCCACCACCGCCAUCAUCGCUACCAUCGUCAUGAGGAGGAUUGCGAUCCCGUCCGUCGAUCUUCCCACGGCCCGUCUCUCAAUGCUCGGUAUCUCUGCAACCGCGUAUCUCAAGCGGAACGUGAACCAGUUCGACUAGAUCAUAGUACUAGCCAAUCUGGCACGGGCAACAUUAGUGGCACGGAGACUUCAAGUAGUCGAACCAACACGCCGAGAUUCAGUCGGAAUGAACGACUUCCUGGAGCUGUACUACAGGCAAGGGCAAGGCUUCUUGAGAGACUGCGAGGUGUAUCCCUUACUGGAAACAGGCAAAGCAGCAGAGGCUCAGGCAUAUCUUGGGAUGAGUUUGCAAUCAGUGAUGACUUCCGGGUUGUUGACACUGGGGACUGGGAAUCUGAAAUCUCGAGGCUAUGGUUUGCAGAUGCUACACCAUAUACUGAGUUGAAUGUCCAAAGGGACCCGUCGUCCAUUUUGCUAGACAUGACCAAGAAGAAGCCGCCCGGACUCAGCCUGGAGGCCAUCAACAGCCUGCAGCAGGAGGUUUUCACCAUCGCUGAUGGGGCUGAUGGGGACGUGGUCUUAAGUGCUGUACAUGAAUGCUGUAUAUGUCUAGAGAGCUUUCAGGACGGAGACAGGCUAAUUUGCUUGCCAUGCAGGCACGGAUUCCACCCCACGUGCCUGGAUCCAUGGGUAAGAACCUGUGGUGAUUGCCCGUACUGUAGAACUGAUAUACUAGUUGAUGAUCGAGUAGAAAGGAAGACACUAAACCCACAAUGAAGCUGAUUUUUGCACUUCAAAGUUUUGAGCUGAGGAAUUUUGGAGACUUUUUUAUUUUUAUUUAUUUUUGUUUUUUAUAAAGCUCUUUGAUGAAGACAUGUAUGUAUGUAUGUCUGCACCUGUGACACUUAUGCAGCGUUGUGUGGUAUUGAUCUUGUUUCAAUAACUGGACUUGUUGUGUUUCUGUAGGAAAGUUCCACUGAUAUUGUAUUUACAAAUUUGAUUUGUUCCAGAUGACUUAAUUUUGUA